Molecule: messenger RNA, 5305 nt
Organism: Mugil cephalus (flathead mullet)
Lineage: Eukaryota; Metazoa; Chordata; Actinopteri; Mugiliformes; Mugilidae
Gene: lratb.1
Product: lecithin retinol acyltransferase b, tandem duplicate 1
Exons: 20
Coding region: 109-2088 (659 amino acids)
Source: RefSeq, a predicted model, not a curated record
UUCCCGUCGGACUGUUUUGAUGAUCGUACCAGUGCUCCUUGAACUUGUCAGGGUCGAUUGUUUUCUCCCCUUUCUUCGCAUUCUGUAAAUAAAUUGAGUUUAGUAGUGAUGUCUAGUUUUCCGCAGUUCUUCGCAGAAAAGUGCGUCAGUUUGAAGAUGUUGCGUCUGUGCGCCGCCGCUCCGCUGUCCCCCUGCACCCCCCGUCACCCCACAACCAGGACCAGCGCCAGGACCAGGACCAGCACUAGAACCAGGAGCUACACGACCUCCGCCGGGACCAGGCCGGUCCGGAUCGGCUGUGCCUCCGGGUUCUGGGGGGACACGGCGACCUCAGUCCCUCAGCUGAUCUACAGUGGGACGCUGGACUUCCUGGUGUUUGACUACCUCAGUGAGAUCACCAUGUCUCUGCUCACCGCCUCCAAGACCAAGAUGCCGAACCAGGGUUACGCUCCAGACUUUGUCCAGGUCGCUCUGGCUCCGUUCAUCAACGACAUCCACAGGAAAGGUAUCCGUGUGGUGAGUAAUGCCGGAGGCGUCAACCCUCUGGCCUGCGCCGACGCCAUCCAGGAAGUGAUUAGAAAGGCCGGCCUCGACCUAAAGGUCGCCGUGGUGACCGGUGACGACCUCAUGCCUCAGAGGAGCGUCCUGUCUGAAGUAAAGAUGGACGACGGCAGCAGUCGUCCUCUCCCCGCGUCCCUCCACAGUAUGAACGCCUACCUCGGGGCUGAGCCCAUCCGUCGCUGUCUGGACCUGGGGGCGGACAUCGUGGUGACGGGACGCUGCGUGGACAGCGCCGUGGCCCUGGGGCCCCUCAUGCACUCAUUUGGAUGGAAGAGAAAUGACUACGACCUGCUAGCAGCUGGAAGUCUGGCAGGUCACCUGAUCGAGUGCGGAGCUCAGAGCACUGGAGGGAUCUUCACCGACUGGCACAAGGUCCCUGACUGGGACAACAUGGGGUUCCCGGUGGUCGAAUGCUCCAGCGACGGCUCCUUCGUUCUGUCCAAACCGCCCAAAACCGGCGGCCUGGUGUCCUUCGGCACGGUGGCCGAGCAGCUGGUGUACGAGAUCGGCGACCCUCGUCGAUACCUGCUGCCCGACGUCAUCUGCGACUUCAGCCGGGUGGUCAUCCAGGAAGUUCCAGGUGUAGAAGGAGGAGCUGUCAGAGUCACCGGGGCUAAAGGCUUCGCUCCGUCACACGACUACAAGGUUUGCGCCACCUACAUGGACGGUUUCAGGGCGACGGCAGUGUGUCCAGUCGGAGGCCCGAGAGCGUCGGAUAAGGCCAGAAGAACCGCCGACAGCAUCAUCAAACGGACGAGGCGGAUGUUUAAGCAGUUGGGACUCGACGAUUUCAACUCCGUCAACGUCCAGGUCCUCGGAGCCGAAGACACUUACGGCGCCAACGCUCGCAGCAAGGGCUCCAGGGAGGCGGUGAUCUGGAUGGCCGUCCACCACAAACAGAAGAAAGCCCUGGAGCUGUUCGCCAGAGAGGUCGCUCCAGCAGGGACCGGCAUGGCUCCAGGACUGACUGGCAUCGUGGGCGGACGGCCCAGAGUGUCCCCCGUCCUCAAGCCCUUGUUCUUCCUGCAGCCCAAGUCUCAGCUGAAGGUGGACGUUCAUGUUGGUGGAGAGCUGGUGGAGUCUCUUUCAGAGGCGGGACCAGACUCAUCUGAGCAGGACAAAGCCCCGCCCACCUCAGACGAGGAGGCUCCAGAUGCAGAUCUGCCCAGUGGACCACACAGCUACAGGCUGGAGGAGCUGGCCUACACCAGGAGUGGCGACAAAGGAGACUCGGCCAACAUCGGAGUGAUAGCUCGCCACCCCCUCUACUUCCCCUACCUGAAGAAGCACCUGACUUCUGCUAUGGUGGAGGAAUAUUUCUCCCACCUCAUCGCGCCAGGGCUGCGCAACGCCGUCAUACGAUACUCUCUGCCGGGGAUCCACGGCCUCAACUUCGUCCUGCAGAGCUCGCUGGGAGGAGGGGGCGUGGCCUCACUACGCAGCGACCCCCAGGGUAAAGCCUACGGUCAGAUGCUGCUGGACUUGAAGCUGACCGGACUUCCUGACCUCAAAUCGCUGGUGGACUGAGAGAGACGGGGAGGAGAGGGGAGGAGACCACCGGAGACGACUGGAGACGAAAGAGAAGCACUUCACAAGGAGGAAUGAAGAGAGAGUGUGAGACUUGAAAGACACUUUUACCUCAAUAGAAACACAAAGAGAAGAUUUCAACACAUCCGUUCACAUUCACGGGGCUUUAUUUACCCCUCACGACAAAGAUUAGACCACCAGUAAAAACCGGAAAAGAAAAAUAACACCUAGAUGUUAAGUUUGAAGGUGGACUCUUUACUUUUGAGACAACAAAUUACAAAUUUUGACAUUCUCAAACGUCCAAGAUAACCCAGAAAAUAAGUAGCUCCACGACCGUAAUCAACGCCUAAAUCAACCAUGGAGUGAAAUUUAUAAACGUCUGACUUAGUAACACUGUUAGUAUUAAAACCUGAAAAACUUUAAAUUCUCAGCUACAACUCGUCCGAAGCUGAUCGAACAGAAUCCGUUUUAAACCCAGGCGCCUUCUUAACCUUAGGCUGGCGACAGUAAUCUUCUAAUAGCGGAUAGAACACAGCUCCGUAACAUCUGGAAACACCUGUGGAGAUCAUUUCAUUCUCUGAGCCGGAGCGAUAGAUAUAGAAAAGAUAAAUCGGGGGUCCUGAAGAGUUCAGGAGUAAAUGGGAUCAGACAUCUGCUCAUGAAACUGCCGACAAGAUUUUAAGCAUUUGUCGGAUUUUGGUUUGUGCAACAAAAAAAAAACACAGAAACAACAUUCCGCGAUGUUUCUGCCAGAACCGCAGAUGUUGGCACCCAGUGUGCCCCCCCUUUACACUCCUGACUCCAGCUCCAUACCAGCUCCAGAGGAGUUUCCCCCGACCUCUGACCUCCCCAGGAACGAGGAGGUGUCGGUUCGGGUUUCCCCCUCGUGGCUUUGUGAGACUCUCGAGUCAGAUAUCAGAGGAGGCGUUCAAUCGCUGGCCUCGGGGUCCAAACGGGCACAACGCCCGGUCCUCCUCCUUCACCUCGACGCGACCCGGCUCCGAUGUUUGCCGCUAGGAAUGCACGUCUCCUUCCACAAAAAAACGACUCCCCGGCUUCCAGUCUGUUUAAUUAUAAUUGCAAACAGACUCUAAGCUGCACUCGGAGCCACUCAACGGCUUCCGUCGGCCGCUAAAACCUCAACAUACCCACCUCUUCUGAAUCACAGCCCCCAGUUCCCAGAUAGUCCUCACGCUGCAGUUUCCCCCAACUCUUUCCUGGCUCCGAGCCCUGACCUCUUUAUUUAACCCGAUUCAAGAUUUUCAUACCGAGCGGCUCUAAACGUCCAAAAUGUUUAGCAAGUGGUUCGUCCCAAACUCAGGAAAAGAAACACUUUAGACAGUCAGACUAAAACAAUAGAUAAACGGUGGUCGGCCUUAAACGGACAUUCAAAGACUUUGGUGCUCGUUAAAACCAUAAUAAACAACAGCAAGACAAAUCCUUCCAGAGAUGAAUUGGAAGCAGAGUUGCAUGGGUAUAAAUCAGAAGGGAAGUCACACGGGAAAAGCUCAAAUUUGGCAGCCUGCGUUUGGGAUUUUGAAGGACGACAAUGAAUUGGGCAGAUUAGCAAAGCGAGGUGUCAGAACCGAGGCUUUAAAUUAGUGUUUCCAAAAAACCCCAAAGCUGAAAGAAGACGCGAGACCCAUAAGUGUCGACACUUUGCAUGUUAAUGUGAAAAUAUGCUCGCAUCUUAAUGACGAAAACAACGUUUGGGAGAAAAACUUUGAAGUCACAUCUGUCCUGCAUAUUGCUUCCCAUGAAAAUAAUUGUCAUCUUCAUUUGGGGAAAGCCUUCAUCAUCACGGCUGAACAAACAUAUGGACGAUGUGAUAUUUACACAAAGUAUUUCAUGAAGGCCGUGAUCGUGCGGACAAGCAUUUCCUCAGAUUACUGCUAAUUUUAUUAGUCAUUUCAUAUACAAUGUGUCAUCAUAACUUUCCUUCCGCAAAAGUUGGGUCAAAAGUUAGUCCGACAAAAUGUCGCCACAUGUCCAAAACCAAAAUAUUCUGUUUGAAGUUAUAUCAAACAUCGUGUCUUCACAUUUGUGCAAACUGGAACAACUUCAAUUUCUGCUUAAAAAAUGACUAAAACAACAAUUUGUUUCUUGCAAUGGUCCGAGAAUUGAGCAUUGCGGAACAGCAAAAUCAGAUUUACACAGAUUAUUACAUAAAAGCCAUCUUUUUCUAACUAUUUUUCGGACAAAUCUGAGUCAAACUGUAAGAAAGUAUUCAUUGUACUAUAGUUGGGCAAAAGUAAAAUCAAAAUAUAGUUUUAAAGAACAAACCUGAAAGUCUUUUUCUACAUUUAACAGUUAAUUCAUCCAGUAGACGUUGAGAAAUUUCACUCUAAACUGAAAUGUUGCUGUGAAAGGGCAGAGGUUCAAUAAUAGAGCCCUGUGGAACUCCAGAAUGUUUUCUUCUCUUGUGUUCACAUUUAAAACAACAACUGAAAACAUGACAAAAGUAUUUAAUUUUUUUCAAAAAAGAACUAUUCAAGUUCUUAAGCAACCUCUCUACGAAGGUGCUUGGAUUAAUUUCAAAGUACUAAAGAUAAUUAAUACCAUGUGAAAGAUCUUUUACUAAUCCACUGAGAUUGGGCUUGGAAAUAAUAAAUACCUACAGAUUCUUUCUUUAAACUAAUCAAGUGUUUGGUCUGUAAAGUCCAAGAAUAGUAAAUUAAAAAAAAAUCAUGUCUUUUGCAUUUGAGAGGCUGAAACUAUACAAAAUGGUGCUUCAAAAAUUGCCAAAGUUCCAAGAAUUGAGCCUUGCGGAACGCCAGAAUCGAUGAACUCUGGUGAAACUCUGUGAUCUGUGGUUUGCAUCAUAAACAAAUAAAACAAACAAAACAAACAUUAUUGAGAACGACAGCGCCGGUCGUUCUCAAGAACGGAUGUGUUUCGGGCCACGGUUGCCUUUGCCAUUUUUAACUUUGUGAAACGCCAACACAUUAUUCCAAAUGCACUUUACGUCCUUCCUUCCGUUAAACUCAACAAAGCCUUACUGUGGAACCACUUGUGCUCUUUGUAUCACUGAUUUUACAUGAAUAGAGUAUUCAGAUCUUAUAAACUAAAAUUGUGAUCCGUAAAUCAACGCUCACCUCUGCCUUCAGUCCUUUUUUCAUGAUUGAAGUUUGAUUUUUCAGUUUUCUAAAUGCAUUAAAAAAAGUGAUUGUGUAGAUAACUAAACCUGAAGAGAUUAAAAAAUAUUUUUAUUACCAAA